Stomoxys calcitrans (stable fly) is the source of this 1021-nucleotide messenger RNA. RefSeq lists its product as uncharacterized. The transcript is spliced from 4 exons. The record is from RefSeq and is a predicted model, not a curated record. The coding region runs from base 476 to 1006 and encodes 176 amino acids. NCBI's taxonomy places the organism in Eukaryota, Metazoa, Arthropoda, Insecta, Diptera, Muscidae.
CAGCGUAUGUACAUCGUACGCGGAGGGUCAUCGCCGGCCAUUACCAUAAAAUCAAAUAAUCAUCCAUCAAAUAAAACUGAAACUCCACGCAACAAAACUUCACCAUUCCCAAGGAAUACGGCGGGGAUGGUGAUGUGCGUGUUUGGAAAGGCAACCCGCGGGCGGCAUAUAUAAAAAAUAUGAAAGAGAAUGGAAAACGGUACAUGGUCCGGGAAACAUGCGGCUGUGAUCACCCGUGAGUCUAGCCAAUGAGCCCUAAAGCGACAAAAAGACGAAAAAGAAACAUUGCCAAAAAUUUCUGGCUUUGGCGUCCCUACUAGCCGCUUGUAGUAAGAGGGUUGCUGCUUCAUUCACAUAAACUCCACACACACAUGCAAUCACCACCAGCGUGCUUUUCAUACGUGUACAUGCAUAGCUGUAUUUUCCUGUUUCAUUCAUUUGGGUAAACCAUAAAAAAAAACUUACAUUCUAAUAAAUGACGAUGUCUCUAAUCGUGCGUGUGUGUGUGUGUGAAAACUCUCGACGCCGCCAUUCACACUGGCGAGAUAACACUUUGCACUAUAUGAUUGUUGAAACAAAAACAACACAGUCAGCUCUAAAACAAAUUAAAGAGGUAUUCGGGGCGAUACACACAAAAUCUUUUCCCCUCGGAACCCAACCGUGGAUUGGUAUGCCUGGACAAAAACCCGUCUGCCAACCGGCUGUCGUGGACACAUGCGUUACAUCUUGGAGUGAAACCUCUAAAAUUUUGGUGCCGAAUAUGUUGCGCUGUCUGGCAAAAGGUACAAUUCUCUUUCCCCAUCUCGUGACCGAGGGUGAAAUCGCAUUGCAGUAUCAUCUAUACAUAUAUGGCUGUGUGCCCGCUUCUAUCCUAUCAGCCUGCCGUGUAUCAACACCACAUUCAUUUGCCGUCAAUGCCUUGGCCAAUAGCACAAAAAAAGGAGGUUGGAAACAUUUUGAUUGUGGUAAAUAUCGUUUUUGUUUUCUAUCAAAAAUCCGCAAGUGAAUUUGGGCAUUGACA